UGCUUUCUCUUUAUCCUCUCCGUUAUCUCCAAGCUCGAGCAGGGGCGAUGAAGAAAGAGCUACUGGCGUCGGCGCCAUGGCGGGGCGAGGAGCAGCCGCGCGAGAAGUUCGCGGACGCGAAGCUGAAGGCCACCAACGAACCGGGUGGCACGCCCACCAUGCACGUCCCCCGCAAGAAAAGGUCCGCCGCCUCCUCCAAGACCGACGAGGACCUCGAAGCCGAGAUCGAUCCCGAGCUUAGAUACAGCUUCCAGAGGAAUUUCAGGUUUCUUCAACGAGUGUUCAGCAUAGAUACACUUGUGAAACCUCUUCCUCCUGCUAUGGCAUAUAAUGUGUCCCGAAAUCUGAGUUUCUUUACUCGGAUAUUUACACAAUUUUGGGAUCCAGAGGGAAUUGCAAAUGCUCAGAAAUCACUUGGGUUAGGACAGGAAGAUAAGGCUCGUCGCGUCGACUGACUGAUGCAUGCCUUCUUCAGUAAUAUUCAGUUCUAUUAUGCUUAGCCUGUCACGAAUUUGUUCUUUGUUUCAGAUUUGAACAAGUAGAGUUGGUCUCAUGAUAUCUCUCUGUUCGUGUUUCAUACAACCAGAACCAAUCGUUUGGUCAGCUUUAUAUUUUGGAACUCUUUGGUAGACUUGUGCAUUAUUUUAUCUUUUGGAGGCUCAAAUAAUAUAAAUAGUGAAUCAAAAUGGUUCA
Messenger RNA from Musa acuminata AAA Group (dessert banana), 693 nucleotides. RefSeq lists its product as uncharacterized. Bases 48 to 455 code for a protein of 135 amino acids. The record is from RefSeq and is a predicted model, not a curated record. Gene Ontology annotation, cellular component: chloroplast envelope. The transcript has 3 exons. NCBI's taxonomy places the organism in Eukaryota, Viridiplantae, Streptophyta, Magnoliopsida, Zingiberales, Musaceae.